Octopus sinensis (East Asian common octopus) is the source of this 2680-nucleotide messenger RNA. RefSeq lists its product as uncharacterized. The transcript has 3 exons. NCBI's taxonomy places the organism in Eukaryota, Metazoa, Mollusca, Cephalopoda, Octopoda, Octopodidae. Bases 451 to 1143 code for a protein of 230 amino acids. The record is from RefSeq and is a predicted model, not a curated record.
CCAAAAUUUCAGACUUCGCGCCUAUUGUAGAAAGGAUUAUUAUUGUCGAUGUUGUUGUUGUUGUUGUGAUGUUAAUCCAUUCAAGCAUCUGUCCGUGUGUCCCUCUCUCUCUGCCAUCACUACAGUUUACUGUAGACUAAUGUUGUCAGUCAAAGUGACGAGAAUGACUCAAGAGCUUAACUGCCAGUGUCUCUGGUAGAGGGCGACACUUAGCAGGAUCCACCAUCUUGCACAAGCAACAAUAAACGAAUCAAACUGAAAUCAUUGAUGUCUUCGAAGGGAGCAGUAAUCUGGAGACGGACAUCCAAUUGCAAAGCAGAAACUGGUUCAUCAAUGACUCCGAGAAGUUGGUUGUUUUAAUGACUGCAAUUAGAAUAAUUAGAAGGAGAUGAAAGUUAAUCAAGUGAUAGAAGACAAUUAAUUAACGACAACCAAAGUGGAGGAACCAGAAUGGAUUUGCGGAGAUAUGUCAGUGCCGAUGAUCUUUUACAUUUGUAUGAAAGAGAUAAAACUCCAAGACAAAAGCAAUCCACUGGACGGAAAUAUCGGACUCUACAACGAACUAACGAACAUCUCCCUUCACCUCUUCUUGAUUCUCCAAAAAUGAACAUGGACUUGGCACCGUUGUCUCCAUCGAGAACAGCAGAGAAUCAUAACUUAAGCUCAGCUGUAAAAAGUGCUUACAUCAGUAAUGAAUACCUGAGAAUAAGGGAUUUCAUAAACCGAACGGAUCCAGACAUAUUGCAACAAAUUCUUCUCAGAACACUGGAGUACCGUAACUCAAAGGACAUUAUAGCCCUGGGCAUUAUUUUCCCCCGUAACCACUUCUCAACAUACAACAACUACCACUGUGCCCGCUGCCACAAACAAUAUAACCCGAUGGACAGGGAGCAUUGUUUGUUGCGCCAUUCAGUUCAGUAUGUGCGUAAAAUUCAACAAGACGACCGAGGGUCGAAUUUUUUCUGUCGGCUCUGUGGUAAAACUUUCUAUCUUAAGAAUGUCUUCAUUUAUACAGAGAAAAUAACGAAUCAAAACACGGGUUAUUGUUUUGUUGGUCUGCACACCAAUGAUGCUCGUCUCGUUAAAUAUGGAGGGGAGGCAAAGACCUGUGAGGAAUAUGGUUGCGUAGAAUUUUACGUGUGAGCCUUUGACACUAACCUUAGCCAGUGGCACCAAUAAGGUAGCCUCUUCAGGGUUGGCUGGCCUGCCUGCUAAACAUAGCAGCCAUAUAUCUUCAAGUCACAUCCUACUAUCUUGAAAAUAAAAGGGAAAGGAAGACAUAUUUGAUAAUGUACAAUGAGAGAAACAGUCUGAAAAGCUGGAGGGUCAAGGAUGGAAGGCUUUUUUACCAUUGAUUAUUUUGAUGCCUAAUUCAGCAGCAGCUUAACAGUAACACCAGGGUUAUUUUUACAAUUGAUUCAUGUAUUGUAUUUUAGUGACCCCUAAGUAUAAUUCCAAACCCAAUAAUAGCUUUGACCCCACCAGACUCCAACCCAUAUUCUAAAAAUGAACCCAAAUGUUAGCUUUUGAAGUUUUCAAUCAGUCGAUAAAGUCAGGGAACACAAAGUCUUUCUGCAGCAUUUCACAACUGGGUAGGAAAGGAGGCUUCCAUGAAUUGAGGCUCCUGCAAGAAAUAUUACUAUACUUUAAACCUUAACUGUGACCCUAACCCUCAAAUCAAAACAAUGUGAGUUAUAUGAAAUAAGAAAAGUCAAUAGUAAAUAUUUUUAUGUUGAUUUUUUGACAUUUUGGGCUUAAGAUUCCUUCUUCAGGAAAUCUCCAGCGAUUUGGUGUCAUAAGCUGGCUUUUCUAUUCUGUAGUGUGUCUGUACAGAGGGGCUGCUUUGCAUGCACGGGACAGCAUUUCUGUAAUAGCCAGACAGCUGUGUGCUACUAAGUCCUGUUGUUUAUACAGGGUUUGGUUUUGUUGAUGAUGAUGGCUUCUUUUAUUCUCAGGUUUCCAACUUUUCAUUCCAUGAUAUCAGUUGAAAGCUGGAUGACUUGAGUAUGGCAUUCCAGUAGGUAAUAAACAUAUAUAAUUACAAGUUUUAUGAAUAAGAUUUCCUUGAUAGAUGGAACAUAUUUCAAGAGAUGCCCGAGGUUGGAAAAUUCUGACCUUAGAAUGAUGCAAAAUAAAUAAGCAAAUAAAUAAAUAAAUAAAUAAAACAUAAUAUCUAAAUUUAAACCAUUAACCAAUAGGGAAACUAAAUUACUACAACAACAUUUGCUGUGAGGAACACAAUGACCAGUACAAUUAUAAGAACACCUAUAACAACAGCAACAACAACAUCAAGUGAGCAUCGAAGUAACCACUAGACCUGCCAGAAAUAACAACUAAAUCUUCAUUAAAUUGUACCCUACCAUCUUAUACAAAGAAAGAACACAAAGAAAAUCUAGAUACCUUUAGAAGACAGGGUGGCUAUGCCUGGAAUGCAUUUUAUCAUAGAGUGGCUUAAUCAUGGUUGACCUGGGGCUAAACAACGUCAGUAGCAACAUCCACUUUAUGGGUCAAUGAAGGGGCCUCUACAUGAUCAUUUGAUCUCCUAGAAAUAACAGCUAAAUCUCCCAUAAAUCACAUCCUAGAGUUAUAGUAUAGACCUAUGUCACACUCUACUUUAAAAAAUCAUAAAAUUGUGAAACCAGUUAAAGUUCAUGUAAAUAAAUCUUCUUAAAGACUCCAA